AUGGUUCUUGAGAAGCUAGACGAAAGAGGAAUGAUGUCAGAGAUUUGUGAUGCUAUGGAUUUGAACCACCACGUCUUGGACCGUGAAGCAACCCAAGUAUCUGGUGGAGAGCUACAACGUUUUUCGAUUGCUGCAGUUUGCCUCAAGAAGCCAGAUAUAUAUGUGUUUAAUAAACCUUUUAAUUUCUUAGAUGUGAGGCACAGGCUCAGAGCUGCUGAAGUUAUAUGUUCCCUCCUAAAACAUGACAAGUUUGGUUCUAUGAUCUCUUUGGUUCUUGAAUACAAUAUGAGGUUGUUCUUUGCGGCUACUUGA
This is a messenger RNA of Brassica napus (rape), 312 nucleotides long. Its product is annotated as ABC transporter E family member 1-like. Bases 1 to 312 code for a protein of 103 amino acids. NCBI's taxonomy places the organism in Eukaryota, Viridiplantae, Streptophyta, Magnoliopsida, Brassicales, Brassicaceae. The transcript has a single exon. The record is from RefSeq and is a predicted model, not a curated record.